Messenger RNA from Somion occarium, 1455 nucleotides. The record is from the annotation of a GenBank genome assembly. Lineage: Eukaryota; Fungi; Basidiomycota; Agaricomycetes; Polyporales; Cerrenaceae.
GCCGAAAACAUUGGUGGCCUUUCGUCCGUCUGAACCGCCAGCGAGCGAUUAGUUUCUGUUUGGGUUUUGUGUCGUUCAGCAUACUCAACAUGUCUGAUACCCCUCCUGAACCCGUGGAGAAUCCAAAAGGCGGCUGGCUUCCAGCUAAGUCAUGGCAGCAUUUCGUUGCUGGUGGUCUUGGAGGCAUGUGUGGUGCUAUUGUGACGAGUCCAUUUGAUGUCGUCAAAACGCGCUUGCAAUCAGAUCUUUUCAGAGAAAAACACGCAGGAGUUCAUAUUGCGGGAAAUGGCUCCGUGGUCAUUCGACAACGACCGAGCAAUAUUCUCUAUCAUUUUGUGGAGACAGGGCAUAUUCUUCGUGACAUAUACCGAGAAGAAUCACCUCGAGCUUUGUUCAAAGGUCUAGGACCAACACUCGUCGGCGUCAUCCCUGCACGAUCAAUAAACUUCUUCGCCUACGGGAACGGCAAGCAAAUAAUUGCCAACCGCUUCAACAACGGACGCGAAAACUCCUGGGUCCAUCUAACAGCUGCAGCAUGUGCGGGUAUCGUCACUGGUACCGCCACAAAUCCAAUAUGGGUAGUCAAAACACGACUGCAGUUAGAAGCUCACGAUCGCGGUGCUGCUACGUCGAAUGCAAAAUUUGGAGGGAGCUGGAAUAUGAUCAAGAGGAUAUUUAGAGAAGAAGGCGUGAAGGGAUUUUAUAAAGGUUUGAGCGCGAGUUAUCUGGGUGUCACGGAGGGAACGAUUCAAUGGACGCUUUAUGAACGGUUGAAAAAGCUUACGGCGAGUACGGAGGGUAAAGGCGGCGCUAUGGAAUGGUUGGGUUUGCUUGGAAGUGCGGGUACAGCGAAAUGUGUUGCCAGCCUGAUCACAUAUCCUCAUGAAGUCAUCCGAACACGACUACGACAGCCACUGGUGAACGGCGAAAUGAAGUACAAAGGACUUAUCCACACACUUCGGUUGGUCAUCGCCGAAGAAGGUGCCAGGUCGCUAUACGGAGGUCUCAGCGCACAUCUCAUGCGUGUCAUCCCCAACGCCGCCGUCAUGUUCUUCAUCUACGAAGCUAUCCUCCGGAUAUGAUCAAAUGAUCCUUCGCCUCACGCACAAAACACCCAACAGGUGCAUUCCAGUUUACUUCUGCUAUCACAUCGCUCUCAGUGCUUUAGAGUUUCGGUUCUGGAGGGGUGGUGCCUUUUUUGCUUUGCUUUGCUCAGUUCACAUGUACAGUCCACAUGUGUGUCGUCAUAUGUGUAUAUCCUAUAAUCUUUACAUCCUCAUGCACUAGAUAUAAUCGCACCUUACGACCUUACGUAUCAUCCAUCCACCAUUCAUCUUGUACUUACUACCCAUCGAAAAGUAUAUAGAAUAUCAUACACACGGACUCGUAUUACUCACUGCUGGGUUUUUGUCGUCGGGUUUUCGAUCUAAAAGAAUGCAAUGCCAUUUAUAAUUC